Molecule: messenger RNA, 1182 nt
Organism: Pterocles gutturalis (yellow-throated sandgrouse)
Lineage: Eukaryota; Metazoa; Chordata; Aves; Pterocliformes; Pteroclidae
Product: mitochondrial ribonuclease P protein 3-like
Exons: 3
Biological process (GO): tRNA 5'-leader removal; mitochondrial tRNA 5'-end processing
Cellular component (GO): mitochondrial ribonuclease P complex
Molecular function (GO): ribonuclease P activity; protein binding
Source: RefSeq, a predicted model, not a curated record
AUGGCACUCUUUUCUCAAGCUGGUCAACAGGGUUUUCAGGCUUUGCUAUGGAAGUGUCGUAUGUUCUGGCCUGUUUCAAGAUGCCAACAACUGUCUGCUCUCUCUUUCAACAUCCCCAACAGGGAAAAGGUUAGCUAUUUCAGUUUUGUGACGUCUUCCAGCACUGCAUUACCAGUAAAUUCCAAAGGAACUGAUGUCUCUCCUACCAAGAAAAGGUCUGAAAUUGAUUAUGAGGAAGAAAAAGGAUGGGAUGAGGAGACUAAAGAAAUAUCUGAAGGGAAACUCCACUUUUCUUCCUCUCUUGGAGCUCCAAAGAAACAGAUAAUAAGUCAAGUUCUGUCAAGGCAUAAAUUUACUGACAUACAUCCUCCAGAAAAACCUUUGCAGGCUGAGGAAUGGAACAGGCUGAGAGAAAGCUUUCGAUCACCUGAAAUAUUUGAGGAAGUGAUGUUUAACAGUAUGGUCAGGUGCAACAGCCCCAUUGAUGUGGCUAAGUCCUUGCUGACCUGUGUGGCAAAGAGUAAUGGUGACAUUGCGUAUAAUUUGUUGGUCAAAUAUCUGGCAUUGUGUGUCCAGCAGGGGCAGACUUCAGAAAUUCGUGAUGUGUACGAUAUAAUGAAAGCCAGAUUUAGAAUUUUAGAAAGUGGGGCUUAUAACCUUAUUAUCAGGGGGCUGAGUAAUUCAGAUAAAUGGAGAAUGGCCUUGACUCUUUUGGAAGAAGUAAAAAAGAUUAUGAUUCCCUCACGGACAAACUAUGAAUCCUGUAUCAAAGCAGCCAGCCGUCACCAGGAAAUGAACCUUGCAUUUGAACUUUACCAUGAAAUGUUGUCUAAGGAUUUGGUCCCAACCUUGGAUGUUCUGCAGGCCUUUUUUGACUUCAGCAGGGGGAUGAAAGGUGCUGAGUUGCAAAAGGAGCUGUUUGGUGUCCUGUUAUAUUUGAGAGAGAACCAAAUAUACCCUCACAAAACAUUUAUGCAGAGUAUAAAGCUGUGGUUUGAAAGUAUACCAGGAGGGAACUGGAGAGGACACCUGACCAACAUUAAAGACAGCGGACAGUGCCCAGUUUGCAACCGUCAGUUGGAGGAUAGUGACCUCACUGAAGAGGAAUAUAAUAAUCUCAGAGAAAGAAUAAUAAAGGAUGUGAUACAUGGAACUGACACUUUUAGAAAGACAAGCCCACAG